GUGACCUUGAGAAGAUGGCGGCUGCAGACGAAGCUCGAAUAAUCACUUGGAGUCACUGACUGUGAUCAUGGAUAUAUGAUUCUCAGAAACAUUAAAUAGUAUGUUUUCUCCUGGGCUAAACUGUUAUCUGUGAUAGUACCUGCCACAAAUAUGGAAGUGACAAUCCAGAGCACUUUAGGGGAUGGGGCCUCAGGACGUUUAACCGUAGCAACAGACCCAACUCAAACUGUUGACAGUCUGAUAGCAGCAUUUUGCAUAGAUAAAAACAUCCAGCAAAAAUCAGAAUAUGCACUGAAAUCCAAAGAUGAUAAUAUAUUGCAUGUUUCAAGGACAUUAGGAACAUGUGGUAUUAACAGUGGAGAUGUUCUGUACCUGACUUCAGCAGAAAGUCUUGCUUCACGUAUAAGGUGCAACCAAUGGUGGGUCUUGGCAGCUGUUUGCUUGAUGAUUGGUGGUACAGGAAUUACCAUCAUCAGUAUAGUCAAGGUCCAAGGGGAUAGUCCAAUCACAGAGUAUGCAGUAGUAUUAGAUGCUGGUUCAACACAUACAAGUGCCUUUGUGUAUUCCUGGCCUGCCCUGAAAAAUAAUGGAACUGGGGAAGUUACACAGGUCUCCACAUCAGGGAGAGAUCACACUAAAUGCCCCAGUUUGUCCAGUUAUGGAGAUAACCCCAAGCAAGCAGGUACUGCUUUGAAGCCAUGUGUGGAUACAUAUAUAGCCCCACACAUUCCAGAGGCCUCUUAUCACAAGACAAGAGUAUUUCUUGGGGCUACAGCUGGUAUGCGAUUAUUAGAUGAGGUAGAUCACAAUGCCAGUGAGCAAAUAUUUCAGUCUGUGCGCAGUAUGAUAGCAGACUACCAUUUUCUGCUGGAGAAUCCCACCAAGCAAAUACGUAUCAUAUCUGGCAGGGAAGAGGGAACUUAUGCAUGGGUCACAGUCAACCAUCUGAAGAAUUCCUUCAGAGUGAACAAAAACAGCAAAUGGCAGGACUUGAUGUCAUUUUUUGAUGGCAGCACCCAAGAAACAUUAGGUGCUAUGGAUAUGGGAGGAGCCUCAACACAGCUUAGCUUUGUUCCUGCCCAUCCUGAUCAGUUGCCUCGCAACUAUACAUCUGACAUUGUCAUUUAUGGAGAAAAAUAUGAUCUUUACUCUAAUAGCUUCCUGUGUUAUGGGAAAGUGGAAGCUGAGAGACAGAUGAGGGCAGUACUUGUUGAGGAAAUGAAUGGGACAAUGGUACUGAACCCUUGUGGUCCACUUGGGAAGAGCACAACUUACAGUUAUGCUGAUGUUUUUGAGGCUCCCUGUACCAAGGGCCCACAUGCUUUACGGGCUUGGGGAAGAGAGUCUACACUUAGUAAGUCUACCUGGAAUAAGAACACCACCUUCAGGUUUGUGGGCACCAGUAACAGUACAGCAUGUGCAAGACAAGUGACUAAGCUGUUUAAUUUUACAAGUUGUAGCUGGCCUCAUCACUCCUGUUCUUUUAAUGGAAAAUACAUUCCACACCUAAAUGGACAGUAUUUGGCUUUUUCCACAUUUUUCUAUGUUGUGGACUUCUUAAACCUAACCAAGAACAAUAAAGAAGGGACUUUCAGUCUUCCACAAUUUGAGUAUGCCAUAAAAGACUUCUGCAGCAAGAACUGGACUCAGAUGAAAGAUAUCCCCAUAGCCCCAGAAUAUGCAGACCAGUUGGAAUUGUACUGUUUUGAUGCUCACUAUGUCCACACCAUCCUGACCAAAGGAUACAAUUUCACUAAAGAAAACUGGCACACAAUCUCAUUCAAAGGAGAUGUGAAUGGUAAAACCAUAGGAUGGGCCUUAGGAUUCAUGCUAAAUGCUACCAACAGCAUCUCAUCAGAGCCAAAUACUCCUGCAUUCUCUUUAGGUGUUUUCAUUGCUCUGGUCAUCCUCUUCAUAAUAUUUCUAGCCAUUGCCAUUGGUUUUGCCUGUUUUGCCCAUGAAACGAGGGGCUCUGGUAACCAGUAUAAGAGGAUGACAGAGUAUGGUUCUGUAUGAUAAGUGAAACAAUAAUUUCAACUCACUACCAAUUUUUCAAUAAUGAAAGUUCUGUGUAAGAAGGCAUUUAUGUGAAAUACACCAUCAGAAGAGUUAACAUUGCAAUUACUUUGACCAGUCGGUGCACAAGAUGUUUAAAUCAGGCUACAAAGGGACAGAUUAUAGGUAAAGGGGAGCUAUCUACCAAUCUGGUAAAAAACAGAGGUAUAAUUUCAGCUAGGAAUGAAUGUAAAUUCUGUUAAUUUAUUCUUGGCCAUUAAACUUGUAAAUUUAGGAGAGGAUAUUUUGCUAUGUAGUGUGUUCAAGGUUACUUUUUGCAUGGAGUCUUACGUAAACAUGCAUAUUUUAGUACCCCCAAAAAAUGUUUUGAUUGUUAUCAAGUUCAUAUUGUAAGAAAAAAUCUUCUGUUGGUUACAAAACUUACCAGUAUUUUUUUCUGUUAAGUUCAAUAGCUGCUGGCGCAAUCUUCUGCAGUAAAGCACAUUCUUGUAAUUGCUGUCACUGUCAGACGUACUGUUUUUACACAUUAAGACUGUUAAGCUUAUAAGAUUAGUUUAAGGUGCCUACAAAUUUUUUUGACUAAUCUGGAAUAAAAAGAUGUGGAAUGAUGCUGUAAAUUGAAUAUGCUUUAUAAAUCACCAACUGUGCCCACAUUUGUUUAAUGGAUGAAUUUUAACCAAUUACGAGUCACUGAAGUUUACCCCUUAUAAAGCAUAAAGGACAAAAACUGUAUUAAAGGGGAUAUUUUCAUACUUGAUAAAAUGUUUUUCACCUUUGUGCCAACUUGUAGUCCCAGACAGCUUUUUCCAAGUGAUAUGAAGGCCUUAAUUUUGUACUCAUAAAUUAAAUUGUCUAUCGGCAGUUGCCACAUACUUUUAUUAAGCAUGUGGAUUUUUAGAAGUGGCGCACAUUUGUAUCCCACGUACCUACGUCUGUGUCAUCCAUUUUAAUAUUUAAUUCAUGUAACUUGGGCAAAGUUAUUUUCAUUACCAGUGAAUGCAAUCAGUUUUUAUUUUGUCAUCAUACCAUUUUGUGAGAUUAGUGAGUGAACUGUGAAAUAAAUUAUGUGAAAAAAG
This is a messenger RNA of Lingula anatina, 3092 nucleotides long. Its product is annotated as ectonucleoside triphosphate diphosphohydrolase 8. Gene Ontology annotation, molecular function: ribonucleoside triphosphate phosphatase activity; GDP phosphatase activity; UDP phosphatase activity. Lineage: Eukaryota; Metazoa; Brachiopoda; Lingulata; Lingulida; Lingulidae. Gene Ontology annotation, cellular component: plasma membrane. Gene Ontology annotation, biological process: nucleoside diphosphate catabolic process. The record is from RefSeq and is a predicted model, not a curated record.